AGCGAAAACAACACUGCGACAAAUGUCUCUCUACAGGAAUAUAGUGUGGUUUAUCAAGGGAAUGUGUGAGUAUACAAGGUCUGGAUUUGAGAAUGCCUCUAAGAGUUUUGUGGCGAAGGAUCUGGAUGUGUCCAUGGUCGGGCGUUCCUUCAUGAUCACUGGAGCCAACAGCGGAAUAGGAAAGGCGACAGCUAUAGCCAUAGCCAAAAAAGGUGGCACUGUCCAUAUUGUUUGCCGAAACAAAGAGCGAGCCGAGAGAGCAAGAGAAGAAAUAAUCUCAACCAGUGGAAAUACUGAGGUUCACGUGCAUGUGUUGGAUCUCUCAGAGUCAAGGAAAGUUUGGGAGUUUGCCGAGGCAUUUAAGAAGGAGCAUUCCUUUCUCAAUGUUUUGAUCAAUAAUGCCGGAUGUAUGGUAAAUCAGAGGGAAAUGAACCCUGACGGGCUGGAGAAAAACUUUGCAACCAAUACUCUUGGUGUUUAUAUUCUCACAAAAUGUCUAAUCCCGUUGUUGGAGAAAAGCAGGGACCCGCGAGUUAUCACAGUGUCAUCAGGAGGGAUGCUGGUACAGAAACUGGACACAGAUGACCUGCAGACAGAGAGAGCUCAGUUUGAUGGUAACAUGGUAUACGCACAGAACAAGAGGCAGCAGGUGGUAAUGACAGAAGUUUGGGCAAAAGCUAGUCCCAAAAUAUUUUUUUCUGUUAUGCACCCUGGGUGGGCUGACACGCCAGCGGUUGCCACGGCGAUGCCUCAAUUCCAUCAGAUGAUGCGCGAUCGUCUGCGUACGGCGGAGCAGGGAGCUGACACGGUUGUCUGGCUCGCUGUUUCACAAGCAGCCGCUGCAUUUCCCAGUGGCCUUUUCUUUCAAGAUAGGACACCGUUUCCAGCUCACUUGCCUCUUGCAUGGACGCACAGCUCUCGACAUGAUGUCAAAGUGUUCAUGGGUCGCUUGGAGACUUUGGCGAUGGCUGUCAAACCAUCAGAGUGAGGACACACGUCUAAAGAGCCGUUCACACUGAGAGAAUAAAAAGAUGGACGGUGCUGGACUGUUGGAGAAAACUUGAAGACAUUUUAAGUGUGGGAUAUAUCAACAUAAAUUAAAAUUUAGUCAUCAUUUAUAGUCUCCUUUCACUUUCAUUGCAUAUUUAUUUGAUACAAUGAAAAUAAAUAGUGACCUAGUGUGGCAUUGCAACAUUCUGCCUACUUUUGCGAUCCAUGGAAGAAAGAAAGUCAUAUGGUUUUGGAACAAUAUGAGGGUGAGUAAAUGAUGACAAAAUAUUAAUUUUUGGGUGAACCAUACUUUUAAUAAAUAAACUAUAACUCACUCAUGUUAUGUGAAAGAGAGCUUUACAGCCACUAUGUAAACAAGGUAAAAUUAUCAUAAUGCAUUAACUAAUGCAUUAAUGUUACCUAUACAAAUGUAAUUUAAAAAAUUUAUUAGUAUACUGAAAUUAAGAUUGUAACCUAGAUGAAUAUAUGCUUUAAAAGUAUUGUUCAUUGUAACUUCGUGUAAACUAAUGUUGGAAAGAUAUAAACAAAACAAGGAUUUUAAGAAUAUGUCAGCUCUGUAGGUCCAUAAAAUGCAACUCAACAGGGUCCAAAACUUUGAAGCUCAAAAAGGCAGCAUUACAGUAAUUAAUAUGACUCCAGUGGAUAAAUCCAUACCUUUAGAAGCGACAUGAUAGAUUUGAGUUGAGAUACAGAUCAAUAUUGGUGAUUUUUUUUUUACUAUAAAUUCUCCUCUCUGCCCAGUAGGGGGCAAUAUAUGCAUGAAUAAUAUCAAUCGCCAAAAACAAAAGAAGAAUAACUCAUAGGAGUGAAGAGCACUUACAAUUUGAAAGUGGAGAUUUUUUGUCAAAAAAGGACUUAAAUAUUGAUCUGUUUUUCAACCACAUUUUCAUAUCGUUUCUAUAGAUAUUGAUUACUUUUAUGCUGCCAUUUUAUGCUUUUUUGAGCUUUAAAGUUUGGACUAUGCUAACAUGCAUUGUAUCUGCUAAACAUCUUCAUUGUGUUCAGCAGAAGAAAGAAAGUCACAUACUGAGAUGGCAUGAGGGUGAGUAAAUGAUGAGAGAAUUUUCAUUUUCAGGUGAACUGUUCCUUUAAGAAAUGGAAACCUAUUGUAAAGCGUUACAGAGAAACCUUUCAAUUUCUCUACAGGAAGGAUUACAAAAGGUUUUUAUAACGCAGUUUAAGGUGUUUAACCAUGUACCUGGUCACAACAUGCAGAGUAAAAACUUUACAGCACAAUGAGUUGGCUGAAGCUGUGGUUGAGCCAUGGUGCUCUGAAGAGGAUGCAGGUUUGAAUGCAACCUGCGUCACUUCCUGAUCCCAUUCAUCUUUCUGUCAUAUUGUUUUUCCACUGGGCUGUCCCAUAAAGGCAAAAAGCAGAAAAAUAAUAAUUAUAAAAAGAAAAAAAAAAAAGGUUUUGUACCUUGCCAGUCAUUGUCACACAGCCAACUUCCUGUAGAGUAACAGGAUAUUAUAUAACCUCUGUUGGGUUUUUUGACUGUAACACUGGAUACAUAUUUGUCAUGUAAAAAUUAAGAAAUCAACAAACAAAAAAAUAACCUGCAAACUCCUUUAUAAUUGCUCGUAUAAAUGCGGUGUCUCUUUAAUGGAUAGCGUCCACCUACGACGACGAUGAGUGUGUCAUCAUUUCUGUGCCAGGAUGAAAUGUAUAAAAUCCUUAAUUUCCUGCGCUGGUAAAUGAUUAAUCACGCUCUCAGUUUGACGUCUUAUGAUGGUCACAUCAUCAAAAUAAAUUAUCAUCUUCAAGUGUGCCAAAUAAAGCAUGUGACAUGCUCUGGUUUAUAUAAUCUGGUACAGUAAGUGUAAUAAUGGCUGCAGAUGUU
Molecule: messenger RNA, 2852 nt
Organism: Xyrauchen texanus (razorback sucker)
Lineage: Eukaryota; Metazoa; Chordata; Actinopteri; Cypriniformes; Catostomidae
Product: dehydrogenase/reductase SDR family member 12-like
Exons: 10
Coding region: 23-988 (321 amino acids)
Source: RefSeq, a predicted model, not a curated record